GCAACUGUUGGCAGAAACCUAGUCUGUCGAAGUGAAGACUCGGAGAAGAGAAACGACAUCUUCAGUGAAAUAUUUACGUGUCUGAAAUUAUACAAGCUACAAACCAUAAAAGAAUAAGUGCAUUUGUUUACAAACAAGAGAAAAGUCUGGUUACAGGAUAAGCCUUCACCCGCGGUGUUGUUACUGGAGCAGAACAGUCUGUCUCUCAAUAAGGGGAACAGAGCCGAGUGAGCUUGGGGGAUAUCGGUUACUGUUUACAAAGCUUUUUCCAAUCAGCUGACAUGCCGUGAUAUCGCUGAAAUACUAUGUUGCUGAGGAUGGACUGGGGAUUCAGCUGAGGUUCAACACAAAAGAUAGGAGUUGGGGAAGGUCCCCGAAGCUUUCCAUGCCUCUCAUAGAAGGGUUGGGGGAUGAGGUGACCAUAAUCUUUUGCCUGGUCACAUUCAUUGUGGUUCUACUUAUAGCAUGGCUGUCCACACAUACCCGGGACAUACCAUUCUUCAGCCUCAUUGUGGUAGAGCUCACACAGAGGGCUUCUCUACGGCGACAACUUGCCGACGCGAAUCGGCAAAUACAGGAACACCAUGAGAGGCAACAGAUCCUGAAUACUGGCGAAACUCCGGACGGAGAAGCAGAUGCGGUUCCCAGCGAUGCUGUUGCUGAGGAUGCUGUUUCUAGCGAUGCAGGCCCAGUUUCUGAAACUGGUUGUGACAGCCCUGUUGUUGAAAGUGACGAAAUACAGAAUGAUGAUUCUGUCCAGGAGGAGAACAUGGCUGUUGCCAGCAGUGAGGUUGACACAUCAGGGAGUGGUACAGAGGGCACACAGUUGCCCAGAACUAACCAGCUUGGUGAUGAGAGUAAGGCUGUGGUGGAUGAUCGUGUAGAGUUGCAAAAGACAGAAGACUCUGCAAAUGUGAUAGCCAGUGAGAUAUGCAGGACUACCAACUCAUCACCAGCACUGCAGACAUGCAAUGUAAAUAGUCAGGAUGUAAGUGUUGAAUCUGCUGAGGAUGCAAGUAAAAAGCCAACAGCAUCCUCACCUUCAACAGAGACAGUUCAGCCUGGUGUUGCAGCCUCGACAGGAGUGAGACAGAGACAUGUGCCUUCAAGUGAACCACCUUCCCCAAUCUCCUCCUCCUCCUCCUCCCCCUCCUCCUCCCCCACAACCACCUCCACCUCCACCUCCUCCCCCUCCCCCUCCCCAACCCCCUCUCCCAACACUACUGUUGUAUCAAGUGGAACACAUCAGGACUUGUUGAACCAGUCCAGUGAUAAUCAAGGACAGAUCCGAAUUAGGUUAAAAUAUCUGAAUGACACUCAGCGACUUGUGUACAGUAACCCUGGAGAUACAAUUGGCCAGUUCAGAAGAGCCCAUUUUUCCACUGAACUUGCAGACAACAAACUGGUACGUCUCAUCUUUAACGGACAAGACAUGCGCAAUGACCGGAACACUCUACAAGGCUACAACAUCACCGACAACAGUGUUAUACAUUGCCUGGUUACUCAGAACCUUCAGCACACAGCACAGCCACAGAUGGACAACGGAGAUGGGGAUGCAGCACUUGGCUCUUUCAUGCUGCCUCUCUUUGCCCUCAUAUUGGCUUGCAUUUGGUAUCUGCGCAUCACACAGAAGCAAUACUUUAAUGCUGUGUCAACUCUCUCCCUUGCUGGAGUGACUUUUCUCUUCCUGCUGGCGUGUGCUUCAGUGUGGCGGGGAGGUGGAGACAGAGAGCAUCAACACAUGGAGUAGACCUGGCUGGAGUGAAACCUUUCUCCCACCCUUAUAGCACAUCUUCCCAAGGCAAUGGAGUUAACUGACUAUAACUGUCCAGUUUCCGACCAUGCCAAACUAGGCUGAAAUUAUGGAGUUAUAUUUUGGCUGGACUAAAGGGUCUAUGCAUAGUUCAAUCAAAAUUGCGUAAUGAAAUCAACAUCAUGUUCGUAAACUGCUUUGCAGUUUUCCCAAAUCGGUACAUGUUUUUAAACAAGGUGCUCACAUGAUUUGAUGUACUUCACGAAGUAAGACCUGUUUUAUUUCAAUCUUGAUUAUCGAUCCGAUUGUCUUCACUGGGCGACUGCCGUCAUAUAGCUGGAACAUUGCUGAGUGCGGCAUUAAACAACAAACAAAUCACUGGGUGACACCAUUUUAUUUAAAGUAAAUGCAAGUGAUAUGAGAGAUGGAAUGUGAUUGGUGAAUAGGAGGGAUAUAGAAGGGACAUAACUCGUAAUAGCCACUGGUGGUAUCACGAACCUAGAAAUUCGGCAAGGGUGGAAACUGGACUUUUACAGUCAGUUAACUCCCUUGCCUCAGGAAGAUGUUAUGGCAUGGCAAGGGAGAUUACAGUGUACAAGUCAUUCAUUACUGCCCUUAGAAAAUGUUUAAAUGUAUUUUAUUUUGAAAGUGUGCAAAAUGAUCAAUGAAUGUUAGAAACUCAAGAAAACUUUGUUUAAUUUUCAAUUCUGUUUCAACUGUAAUGGAAAUUUAUUCCAAGUGGAUGGGGUAAAGUUGUUUUAUCAUUUUAAAAAAAAGACGAAAAACAAUGAAAACAAAUGAGAAGGAACCAAAACAUUUUCUGGAGUUUUUGAAUUUUACAUCAACUGUAGAUGAAUCUUUUUCAAAGCCUGCUAAGUAGACAAGUGUUUGUUUUUUAAUUGCAACAGAUGAAAUAUUGUGAACAUAAAUGAUGAAAUCAUGAAAAUGAAUCAGUCUGAAUUUAUCCCAUGUAUCAUGUAAAUCAAGAUAUAAAUCGCUUAAGGGGAUUACACUGUCUUAACUUAAUCAUAUUUGUACACGUUUAUUCCAGAUUUAGGAUAAAUUAGUUUUUUAAAAUGAAUGAUAAAACUUUUUGAAUUUUCACUGACUGACUUUUAUGUUAGUUGUGAACUUAGGGGAUAGAAGAAUCCAUUUGAAUCAUAUUGUGUCAGCUGCAUUUGUACCAUAGUAUUGGAUUUCUAUGUCAUGAAGGAUCGAUACACUGAUGAUUGGGGAAACUUUUCGAACACAAGCUGAAGUUGGUAAAACAUUUGUAGACAAUAUAUCACUAUCCAUCACAAUCACCGUCUGUUGAGCACAACUAUAUUUCGUGAAAUCUUGUUUGUCCAGACAGUUUCAUUCCACAUGAACCUAACUGCAUUGACAAAUUCUGGAUUCCCGAACUGUUCUUAAUACCAUUAUUAU
Messenger RNA from Haliotis rufescens (red abalone), 3178 nucleotides. Its product is annotated as transmembrane and ubiquitin-like domain-containing protein 1. Bases 386 to 1750 code for a protein of 454 amino acids. The record is from RefSeq and is a predicted model, not a curated record. Gene Ontology annotation, molecular function: protein binding. Lineage: Eukaryota; Metazoa; Mollusca; Gastropoda; Lepetellida; Haliotidae. The transcript has 4 exons.